Strongylus vulgaris is the source of this 635-nucleotide messenger RNA. The record is from the annotation of a GenBank genome assembly. NCBI's taxonomy places the organism in Eukaryota, Metazoa, Nematoda, Chromadorea, Rhabditida, Strongylidae.
AUGAAGGACUCAGACCGGCGCCCACCGUUCACCAGGUCGCACAAGAUUCAGAGGUGCGGUGGUAAAUUCCAUCUUCUCAUCGGGGUAACUGGAAGUGUAGCAGUCAUAAAGCUUGAGGAGUUGAUCCAAAAGUUAUAUCAUAGCUGUCCUGAAAACAAACUUGUCAUAAAGGUGGCUGCCACUCAGUCAGCCUUGAGCCUUAUCGAGACCCAAGACUUUGAUAUAGAUGAAGUUAUUUACGAAGACAGGGACGAAUGGUCUAUGUGGAGAGGUCGAGGAGACUUGGUGCUUCAUAUUGAGUUGCGGAAAUGGGCAGAUGCUAUGCUGCUUGCACCUUUGGACGCCAACAGUCUUGCGAAAAUUGCUAUGGGACUUAACGAUAAUCUGGUCACUUCCAUAGUAUGUGCUCUUUUGCUUCAUUUCAAAUUUCUCUUGAAAAGUUGUGAUAAAAAAGUACGGGCAUGGGAUCCUCGAAAGCCGCUAUACUUUGCUCCGGCUAUGAAUACUAUGAUGUGGGAAAAUCCGCUUACCUUUCAACACAGAAACACAUUGAAAGACCUUUUACAAUACAAGGUUCGUUGGGUUUUGCCUCAAAUUCCUAAGCUUUGGUAUCUAGUCUUUAACUUCAUUUAGUG